AUGUCCUCGCCCUCGGACUUGACGGUGCCCUCCCCUGCCGACUUUCACGUGCACCUUCGCCAAGCGCCCUUGACGUCUCUACUGGUGCCCCAUGUCCGGGAAGGAGGUUUCGAUUUGGCCUACGUCAUGCCCAAUCUGACUCCUCCCUUGACCCUACCAUCGCACACCGUAGCUUAUCUACAACAUCUACGCUCCCUAGAUCCACGCACACAUUUUCUCGGCACGCUUUACCUUUCGCCUGCACUCACACCUCGGCUCAUCGAGGAAGCGGCACAGGCUGGUAUAGUGGGCGUGAAGAGCUAUCCUAGAGGCGUCACUACCAAUUCGGAUGGGGGUAUCGAGAAUUAUGAAGUGUACUACGAGGUGUUUGAGGAGAUGGAGAAGCAGAACAUGAUCCUCAACCUGCACGGAGAGGUGCCCAGCGAUCAUGCAAACGUGAGGGUAGCGCUAUGA
Ceraceosorus bombacis is the source of this 453-nucleotide messenger RNA. The record is from the annotation of a GenBank genome assembly. NCBI's taxonomy places the organism in Eukaryota, Fungi, Basidiomycota, Exobasidiomycetes, Ceraceosorales, Ceraceosoraceae.